AUGUUUCUGCAAGUCGAGUACCUAUUUGCAGUCGUCUUGUUCUCGGCGGCAAAGACAACUGAAGGAGCCGAAAAUGGCGUUUUCUUUCAAAUCAAAGAAAAUACUUUUUUCAGCUACAGAGAAGAAAGCCUCUUUUGGUCUGGAGAAACUGAUUCUUUGCUUUCCUGUUCGGUUUUGUGUGCGAGACAAGCUUCGUGCAGAAGUGCAAACUUUCUGGAAAACCCAGGACUUUGUUACCUUCUUGGCGGCGAAAUGCAAACAAGUUCAGCAACUGAGCGGCUUUUUCAGCGAGAUGGCUCUUUCUAUCUAACAAAGGUAUUUGGCAUUGAUGACAUGCCAUUUUUUUCGCUGAUUCACCCCGAGCAAAACACUUCUCUACCCGCUGGUUCUAACCAGCACUCAGCAGUAACCUCAUGCCAGACUCUCCUCAAACAGUCUCCCGCAACGUCCACGGGUGUUUAUUGGAUCGAUCCUGAUGGUGGAUCCCAGGCCAACGCUUUCAAGGCUUACUGUGACAUGGAUACGAAUGGAGGGGGCUGGACAUUAGUAUGGAGCUAUUCCUUUACUAACUACACUCAUUUUAACGAUGAUUCAAAUGCGAUCACUCCUAGGCCAAAUUGGCCGGUCAAAAAUGAAGGGAAUGUUCCAAUCUCCACAAUUUCUCCAUUAAAUGACACAGACUACAAUGCCAUGAACUUCUCACUCUGGAAAAUACUCGGUAGACAGAUCCUCAUCAAAAGCGACAUAAACAACUGGCUGUUGUGUCAUCCGGCAGAUGGCAGCCUGGUUGAUUGGCAGAAAGGUGACGUCAACUGUACAAUCACCAAAUACGUGGCUGAUCCUAGAGAAUCAGCUUCGGCGCCUUCCAAGUUUUCACCAUAUAUCAACUAUGGACCAAUGUUCCAUUCGAGUGGGCGCUGGAACAGCUCCUUUUAUUAUUUCAAUAGUUACACGUGCAAAUAUUGGCCUACCCAUGAUCCUUGUGGAAAAAAUAGGCCAAACCAAAAGAAAAAUGUUCUUGAUCCACACGGUAACAUUUAUAUUCGAGCCGAGUAG
Molecule: messenger RNA, 1056 nt
Organism: Pocillopora verrucosa
Lineage: Eukaryota; Metazoa; Cnidaria; Anthozoa; Scleractinia; Pocilloporidae
Source: RefSeq, a predicted model, not a curated record